Messenger RNA from Closterium sp. NIES-65, 816 nucleotides. The record is from the annotation of a GenBank genome assembly. Lineage: Eukaryota; Viridiplantae; Streptophyta; Zygnematophyceae; Desmidiales; Closteriaceae.
AUGAUAUGCCCGUUCAUGCUCACUGCGGACGGCCAUGAGAACCAGUUCGGCACCAAUCACGCGGGUAAGUGCAGGGAGGCAACCACGUGGGCUGAUCGCACCACACCUCCACUGCCUCCCUCUCCCCCUUUCUUCCGUCCCUCCGCCCCCCCUCCCCCUCUCUUCCCUUUCACCCUCUUCCCCCCUUCCCCUGCACACACCCCCCACCCAAUUGCAUCGCACGUCGUACCCCCUUUAGGCCACUUCCUGUUGACCAACCUGCUGCUGCCGAAGCUCAAGGAAACUGCCAAGCAGGAGGGCGCAGAGGCGCGCAUCGUGAUCGUGUCCUCCGCCGCGCACCAGUUCCCGUACCCGGGCGGCAUCCGCUUUGACGCCAUCAACGCCAAGGAGGGGUACGACUCGGUGAGGGCGUACGGGCAGUCCAAGCUCGCUAAUAUCCUGCACGCUCGGGAGCUCGCACGGCGGCUCAAGGUGCAUGGCUGUUUGACUGUAAAUGCUCUGUACCCAUGGGUGAUUGAUCCUUCAACAAUGGAAAAACCCCCUGCUUCCCUCGCCAACACCCUCCAUCACCCUCCCUCCUCCCCUCUCUCCCCUUCCCUUCUCUCCCUUGAUCCAUGCGAGCAGGAGGAGGGUGCAGGAGUGACAGGUGCGGCCACUUCAUGCUUCCUGGCGGCGCACCCCUCAGUGGCGGGUGCAAGUGGGGGCUACUACGCAGACGCGCGGGCAGCCGAGGGCAAGGCGACGGUUUUGAGCAAGGACAUGGAGCAGGCUGGGAAGCUGUGGGAGCUGAGUGAGCAGAUGGCGAACAAGGAGUAA